This is a messenger RNA of Synchytrium microbalum, 378 nucleotides long. RefSeq lists its product as uncharacterized. Gene Ontology annotation, cellular component: nucleus; cullin-RING ubiquitin ligase complex. Gene Ontology annotation, molecular function: zinc ion binding; ubiquitin protein ligase activity; cullin family protein binding. NCBI's taxonomy places the organism in Eukaryota, Fungi, Chytridiomycota, Chytridiomycetes, Synchytriales, Synchytriaceae. Gene Ontology annotation, biological process: protein ubiquitination; ubiquitin-dependent protein catabolic process. The record is from RefSeq and is a predicted model, not a curated record. Bases 1 to 378 code for a protein of 125 amino acids. The transcript has 5 exons.
AUGAGCGCCAUGGAAGUAGACGGCCCCGAACCCACAGACGACGCAGGAGCAGCUGGUUCAGCGCCAGCAGCUGCAGCAGCAAAGGGAAAGAAUAAAGAUGCGAGUAAGAAGAGGUUUGAAGUCAAGAAGUGGAAUGCAGUCGCACUAUGGGCAUGGGAUAUCGAGGUUGAUAAUUGUGCUAUUUGUCGUAAUCAUAUUAUGGAUUUGUGUAUCGAAUGUCAAGCAAACCAAGCGUCAACAACCAGUGAAGAGUGUACUGCUGCGUGGGGGAUUUGUAAUCACGCAUUCCACUUCCACUGCAUUUCUCGAUGGUUGAAGAGUCGUCAAGUAUGUCCGUUGGAUAACAGGGAAUGGGAGUUCCAGAAGUAUGGUCGAUGA